Bufo bufo (common toad) is the source of this 2715-nucleotide messenger RNA. RefSeq names its product vesicle associated membrane protein 8 (gene VAMP8). NCBI's taxonomy places the organism in Eukaryota, Metazoa, Chordata, Amphibia, Anura, Bufonidae. Gene Ontology annotation, biological process: SNARE complex assembly; vesicle-mediated transport; vesicle fusion. Gene Ontology annotation, cellular component: plasma membrane; SNARE complex. The transcript has 3 exons. Gene Ontology annotation, molecular function: SNAP receptor activity; syntaxin binding. The record is from RefSeq and is a predicted model, not a curated record. The coding region runs from base 84 to 407 and encodes 107 amino acids.
GGGCUAGUUUCAUAACUCUCACACAACAGGAAGAGACUGCAGCAAACUCACAGAGGAACUCAGAGAGAGCUAGAGGACCAGUCAUGGACAGGAGGCCGGAGACAGUAGGGGCUUCGGCCCAAGUGGCCCCGGAUCGCGUGAGGGACCUGCAGAGUGAGGUGGAGGGUGUGAAGAAUAUUAUGUCUCAAAAUGUGGAGCGAAUCCUAGCUCGAGGGGAGAACCUGGACCACUUGAGAAAUGUGACGGAAGACCUGGAGGCCAGUUCUGAACACUUCAAGACGACAUCGCAGAAAGUUGCCAGGAAAUACUGGUGGAAAAACGCAAAGAUGAUCGCUAUAAUUUGCGUCGUUGUUGGGGUCAUAGUCCUGCUCAUCAUCCUCUUGGCCACCGGGGUCAUCCCCACAUAGAUAUCCUCUAUAUCCACGCUCUUCUUCAUCCCUUCCCUGAAGACUCGUGCUGAUCCCGAAUGAACCCCUGGCGAGGAAUCCUGAUAUUGUGACCGACUGUGUGCGCCCUCCACGGGAUAUAAAUUGUCUGUGUAUGAAUGGAUCCUGUUUUUAAUAUCCGCCAUGUCUAUAUGUAUGUCUAGUUUCCAUGUUCUGUAAUUUCAGAAAAUCGCUAAGCCGAUCAAAUACCCUUUGUGCUCUUGCAAUGUGCCAAGCUGCCUGGAUUUUGGGGGCGGCCAGCGCUUGCUUACAGUGGAGGUGGUAGUUUAAAGUGAAGCAUUAGGGCCACGGAAUGGCUAUGUGACGUGCCCUGCUGGCUCUUGAUCUGUCCAGUAGAGGGAGUAUUUAUUCAUGCAGAGUAUGGGGUAAGUCAUGACUAUGCUUCAAGCAGACCGGGAGACUAGAGUCUACAAUGCCCAGAGUUACCCUAUAAGCUUAGACAUAUGUCAUGACGUUACAAAAUAGCGGCCUCCACUGUGAUCUGUAAACGGUACUAUUAAAUCUUAUCUGCAGACGUUUUUUUGUUACUCGUCUCCAUUGCCCUUUUAUAAUGUAUUGCUUUACUACCUAUUGUAAUAUUACAGUCACCAAACCAUUAAAGGGGUAUUCCGCUAACUUCUUAUCCCCUAUCCACUGGAGAUGACUAAAGGAUUGGUGGAGGUCCGACUGCUGGAACCCCCACUGAUCGUGAGAAUAGAGGUCCUGUACCCCUGUCCUGAUGGAGCAAGGUCGAGCAUGUGCACUUCUGCUCCAUUCAUUCUCUUUGGGACUGCUGGAGAUAUACUUAAUCCAUAGAGAAUGAAUGGAGCAGCAUGGGGCAUGCUUAACCAGUCGAUCUAUUCCCUCCAUUCUCGUGAUUGUGGGGGUCCCAGUGAUCAGACUGUCACCAACAGGGGGUAACUUCUUAUAUGGGGAUACCCCUUUAAGCAGGAAUAUGCUAACUACCUGUAGCCACCACUAGGGGGAGCAGGCUGCAUAUUGUAUAUAUAUUGAUCACAGUAAUAACACAGUAUUCAGUAAGCUCCCUCUGGUGGCGGCUACAGGUAUUUAGUCUAUGCACAGGACUUAGGGCUCCAAUCGCUAUGAAGAAAUUAGUUUGCACAGAACUUUAGACCUAAAAACAAUAGGAUAAUAAAAGUUGGACCUCUUUAGUGUAAAUUGAUUGCUUGGUCAUGGUGGAUCAUCAAUUGGGGACAGGGAAGUCACACCACAGUGGGGAUGAGGAAGACCUGUGCUUGUACAUACAAAAUAAAUGUAUCACUGAUGCGAAAAGAAUGUAAUUUAGCUAAAUGUAUGUUAAAGGGGUCUUCUAGGAGUAUAAUAUAGAGGACUUAUGCUGAGGACAUGUGAUAAAUAUAUCUGAUCUCUGGGGGUCUGACCGUUUGAAGAGGCCUCUGGUCGGUCACGUGGCCUAGGCGUAGUUCGGUCCCAUUCAUGUAAAUGAGAUUGAGCUGCAAUACCAAGCACAAUGCCCUCACUAAGUAGAUAUGGAUGACCUAUCCUGAGGACAGAUCAUCAAUAUUAUACACCUGGAAAAUACCUUUAAUGGCAGAUUUAAAAAAAAAAAUGUCUCCUAAACAUCCUUUCUGGCAGCUCGGCCUGAGCAUACGGUAACAUUUUAGUGCUUUUUUUUUAUUUUUGUCUUUUUAAUAGCCGGGUCGAGCAUCCUUUUGUAUAUUUCUUCGGUGUGAGCUAUAUCAGCAGGCUGCGCCUAUGCAAGCGGAGAACAUUUUUGUCAUGAUUCUCUCCUUUUUGAUACGUGAUUGUGCUUUACCGGUGUUUUCACUCCAGCUCAAAUACACGAUCUCACAUUGACUAAGUGGUGUGACACUGCAGCAGUUGUCGGGAAGGGUGACAACCCUGCUGGUGUGUAUAUAGCUCUCCAGCUGCUGUAGAACUACAAUUCCCACCAUGCCCUGCUGUAGGCUGAUAGCUGUAGGCAGCCUGGGCAUGCUGGGAGUUGUUGUUUUACAGCAGCUGGAAAGCCGCAGGUUGGCCAUCCCUGAAUUAUAGCUAAUGCCUGCCAUGUGCAGUUACAGGAGGACAUCCAGGGCACUAGAUGAAGAGUCUAAGCUGCCAGAAAUCUGUGCCUAUAGGUUCUUGAGAGGUAAAUCCACCUACUGUUAAAACAAUUUUGCUUGACAUGUCUGCUUUAGUAAAUAAAUGCUUGUGCUUGACCCUCUGUUAUUCCUCCUGGAAAAUGUCUGAAUGAGGGUGUUGUCAUUCUCUGUCAGCACUGAUUGGGCCGUUCAAUACUGUAGGGACACAU